UGACGGCCUCGGUAUCAAUAAGUGGAUCAAUACGAUUCGCUACAAUAGCGAAUUAUAUGGAUGGCAGGAUCGCACGAUGCUUUUAUAUGCAGGCAGUCGGUUGACUGGAGCAGCAAGCGAAUGGUACAAUGGCUUCCGUAACACUUUGAAGACAUUCGACGAAUUCGCUGACACAAUUAAAAAGGCUUUUCCUGAUCGCUGUAACGAAGCCGUUAUUCAUAGCCAAUUAGCAUCGGUCUACAAGAAAAUUUCUGAGUCGUACACAAGCUAUGUAUACCGAGUAAAUGCGCUGGGAAUGUCAGGCCACGUGAGUGAGGAGGCUAUCAUAACUUAUGUCAUCAGAGGACUUUCUCGUGACCCUCUCUAUGAUAGCCUUGUGACCAAGGAUUACCGCGAUAUUUACGACCUGAUUGACAACAUUAAGCGAUAUGAAUCCCAUCUUCUGUUGCGCAAAAACCCAGAACGCCGCAGCCCAUCUCACAUCAACACCAUUUCCCCGAGACCGAUUCCACCAAGACAAACGACGACAGAACCUCUUCGAUGUUAUAACUGCUCGAAUCAUGGACAUCAUUCAUCGCAAUGCACACAACCUCGCCGAGCUCCGGGUUCCUGUUUCCGAUGUGGUAGCACAUCACAUGUCAUUCGCAACUGUCCUGUCCCAGAUAGACGUCAACUAACGGUUGCUGCGGUACAGGGCAACGACAAUGAAACAGCGCAUCUAGAUUCUGGGGAAAAUGGAAACUUCGUUCAACUUGAGGCCUAUCAGGAGCUCUAAAAGCUUCAUAAAUGAAGCCAUUGUUCCGGUUACAAAACUAAGCGCUCCCCAACCAAGUGGAUUUCGAGGAAUAGGAAAUGUGAAUUUACAAACUCUUGGAACAGUACAGCUAAAACUUAGUUUUCGUAAUCAAACAUUCAUUCACAAUUUCUAUAUUUUACCAAAAAGCUACAUGUCCCUAUCCAUGAUAGUAGGGAGAGAUUUGUUAUCAGAAUUUAACAUCACACUCGCUCAAUUCCGUAAACAUUACAGCAAACUUAUGCUGAUGAAUUUAAAUAAAGAUAAAAUUCUGAACUUAAAAAAACCGGGUUUUUACCAUAAGCUCCAAACGUUGGGUCUUUUACGUAGUUCGAUCCAGGCUCCCUUACCAGAGGUAUGCAAAGAUUCGAAAUUGUCCGAUCCCAAUAUUUCUUCAAAAUUCAUUUCGAUAUCAGACAAAUCUGAACAUAAACAACAAUAUGACACAACUUUUUCUGAAAUGUGUUCUAUAAAUAUUAGCGAUGAGGCUAGCACUAUAAAUGUUGGAGAACAUCUUUCUAAAGAACAAGGCAUUGCUUUAAGAUCAAUAGUGUCCAAUAAUUACAUUAAUUUUCCGGAUAAACAUAUAAUACCAUCUGCUCAUAAAAUGCGAAUUAGCUUAACUCAUGAUACUCCUAUUUUCACAAAGCCUAGACGACUUUCUUUCGAUGAAAGGAAUAAAGUAAAAGUCAUUGUGAAGGAUUUAUUAGAGAAAAAUAUAAUAAGACCCAGUAACUCUCCUUAUGCUUCCGCACUGGUACUCGUUAGGAAGAAAAAUGGCGAAAUUCGUAAGUGUGUCGACUACCGACCUCUUAAUAAAGUAACAAUCCGCGACAACUACCCGCUUCCACUCAUAGAGACGUGCCUAGAACACUUGGGCAAUAAAAAAUUCUUUACGUUACUAGACCUAAAGAGUGGUUUUCAUCAAGUGGCAAUGGACGAGGAUUCAAUUAAAUUCACAGCGUUUGUUACUCCAGACGGCCAGUACGAGUACACGCGUAUGCCCUUCGGAUUAAAAAACGCGCCAGCUGAAUUUCAGCGUUUCAUUAAUACAAUUUUGCGGAAAUUCAUCGAGAAUGAAAAGCUGGUUGUAUACAUUGACGACAUUCUCAUAGCUUCUCAAGACUUUAAAGAACAUCUUGAAAUAGUUAGUGAAGUUUUGCAUACUCUACGAAAUAAUGGGUUGGAGCUACGGCUUGAUAAAUGUAAGUUUGCUUA
Molecule: messenger RNA, 2011 nt
Organism: Anopheles coluzzii
Lineage: Eukaryota; Metazoa; Arthropoda; Insecta; Diptera; Culicidae
Exons: 2
Coding region: 77-775 (232 amino acids)
Biological process (GO): positive regulation of cytoplasmic translation
Cellular component (GO): cytoplasm
Molecular function (GO): single-stranded RNA binding; mRNA binding; translation regulator activity
Source: RefSeq, a predicted model, not a curated record